UUGAACAUAACCUUUUCGGAUAUAAGCACCAAAUUUCAAUGUCAAAAAAUUAAAAGUGAAAAACAAGAACCAUGAAGCUUCAUUUCGACUCCAAACUGUGCCAAUAUCCGAGAACUUUUUUCUCGUUCAUCCUAAAUUUUCUAUUGUGGAAAUAUAACUUUGCAACAAAAAUGUGUACCAAUUGUCCGUUCUACAAACAUUCGGUCAUUUUUGCAGCUUUGUAUUUGCUCGUAGAAUUGGCUUUGUCGUCAUAUGACUUGAUUCAGCUGAUGCUAACGCCACCUGAUUCGCCAGAAUGCUCCGCUCAUGAAUGGGUACUCCCGCUGAGGCUAGGCAGCUACCAUGUGUCACUUCGAAUAGGCGGUUACUACUUCCAGCUCGCAGGUGCACUGUUUUCCGUCCAGGCUGCGGCCCGUAGCCUAUACUACCUGGUAACCGGGGGUUAUCAGGCGUUGCUUGGAUCGGUGAUGCUUGUUCCGCUGUUUAUAGCGAUGAGUGCGAUCGGUUUCAGCAGUGCGUAUCGACGACUGUGUCCAGGAGAGCGCUGCCGAAGUUUGCUACUGAAACAGGGCUUCCGCUUUGGUACUGCGCUAGUUUAUUGGUCAAGCGUGUGCUGUUUGUUGUACAACGAGUACUCGAAUUGUAUCUUUGAACAGUAGUAGAAAAACUUGAAUUCUCAUGAAAAAAUUUUUGUUAUUGGAGUGAAAUUUGGCUCGGGUUUUUUCGAAGAAACAAUUAGCAUUACGGAGAUCAGACUUAAACGAAGGUUUUUCUCCGGUACAAGAAAAUAAAUAUUUAUUUUGUGGGUUUUUUAACUAAUAAU
Messenger RNA from Wyeomyia smithii (pitcher-plant mosquito), 823 nucleotides. RefSeq lists its product as uncharacterized. The record is from RefSeq and is a predicted model, not a curated record. The transcript has 2 exons. The coding region runs from base 72 to 659 and encodes 195 amino acids. Lineage: Eukaryota; Metazoa; Arthropoda; Insecta; Diptera; Culicidae.